CAGAAGAGUGAGGAAAGAACUGUCCAUCUAAAAUGAGUCUCCCAGAGGAAGAGAGUGUAAGAUCGGGCUCACAUGUGUUCAGCUCUGUGUCUGUUAAAAGUGACUGGUCACAUGAUCCACCAAUUAACUUCAGUGAGAAAACACCAUCAUCACCUACCAAAAGUGUAAGGUUAAGCCCACAUGGGUUCAGCUCUGUGUCUGUGAAGAGUGACCAGUCAAAUAAGGAUAAACCCAAUUUCAGUGAGAAAACACCAUCAUCGCCUACCAAAAGUAACAAAGGACAGAAGACCACAGUUAAUAUUGGUGCAGAAUUUACACGGUGGCAAACAUUAAAAGCACAGAAGGGUUUGAAGAGUGAUGUGGAACUGGCAACUUUUCUUCUCAACAGGGUUCAAUAUGAGAAAUCAGCCUCAGAAUUCCAGACGUACCGCCUCCGUAAGUUCAGUGAAAAUCGCCUCUGGAUCUUCCAGGAUCUUGAGAACAAAAUAGUUGUAUUUCUGAAAAAUGAGCUGGAAAAGUUGAAGAAAAUAUUACAAAAAGAGAACACACAGUACUUUGUGCAAGACUUCAAUGAGGGCAUGUGCAGUAUCAAAGAAGCAGCUCUGGAUAUCACACUUUACUUCCUAAGAGAUAUGAAGCAAGAUAAACUUGCAGAUACUCUAGAGGAUGAGCUUGUCCUUAUUCAUCAGCGACAGCUGAAAUCAAACCUGAAGAGGAAGUAUCAAUGUGUGUUUGAAGGAAUUGCAAAGCAUGGUGAUUCUACACUUCUGAAUAACAUCUACACAGAUCUCUAUAUCACUCUGGGUGGUAGUGAACAGGUUAAUACUGAACAUGAAGUAAGACAGAUUGAGGUUGCUUUCAGGCGUCAUGAAUCACAAGAGAUACAGGUUGAAUGCACAAAUUUGUUUGAAGCACCUGAACAAGACAAGGAGAUCAGAACUGUACUGACAAAAGGAGUUGCUGGCAUUGGAAAAUCAGUCUCUGUGCAAAAGUUUAUUCUGGAUUGGGCUGAAGAAAAUGAAAAUCAGGAUAUCAGCUUUGUAUUUCCUCUUCCUUUUCGGGAGAUGAACUUAAAGGAUGAAGAAAACCAAAGCUUGAUGAGCCUUAUAAGUCAGUUUUUCCCAGAGACAAAAGGACUGAACCUUACAAGAAGGAAUCAGUUCAAAGUCCUGUUCAUCCUUGAUGGAUUGGAUGAAUGCCGUCUUCCUCUUAACUUUGAGGGUAAUGAGACUUGUCGUGAUGUAACAUCACAAGUCUCUCUGGAUGUUCUCCUUACGAAUCUCAUCAAGGGAAAUCUGCUUCCUUCUGCUCUCAUCUGGAUCACCACAAGACCAGCAGCUGCCAGUAAGAUUCCUCCUGACUGUAUCGAUAGGCUGACAGAGAUACGAGGAUUCAAUGAUGCACAAAAGGAGGAGUACUUCAGAAAAAGAUUCACAGAUGAGAAUCAGGCCACCAAAAUUGUUGAGCUUGUUAAACAUUCAAAGAGUUUAUUCAUCAUGUGCUACAUCCCAGUCUUCUGCUGGAUUUCAGCCACUGUUCUACAGAACAUUUUGGAAAUUAAAAGAAAAAAUUAUAUCAGAAAUACUGAAGACACUCCCAAGACUCUGACACAAAUGUAUACACACUUUCUCCGCUUUCAGAUCCAGCAGAGCAGACAGAAGUAUGAUGUUUCCUGGGAUAAAGAUACCAUCCUUUCACUGGGGAGACUGGCUUUUCAUCAGCUGGAAAGAAACAACCUGAUCUUCUAUGACACAGAUCUGGAAGCCUGUGGUAUUGAAGUCUCUAAAGCAUCAGUGUAUUCAGGCAUGUGUACCCAGAUCUUUAAGGAGGAAACAGGGAUCAUCCUUGGUACCAUGUACUGCUUUGUUCAUUUGAGCAUUCAAGAGUUUAUUGCAGCCCUUUAUGCACAUCUGUUCCUAGACCUCAACAACAAAAGUGUCUUUGAUCAAGACUCUACAGAACAGGUAAACAAAAGUGAAACAUUGACUGAUUUGCUCAAGACUGCAGUGGACAAGGCCCUUGAGAGUGACAAUGGACAUCUGGACCUUUUCCUUCGAUUCCUCCUUGGUCUGUCACUUGAGUCCAAUCGUCCACUUUUAAGAGGCCUGUUAACUCAGCAAGACGGCAAUGACCAGAGCUACAAGGAAAUAGUUCAGUACAUCAAGCAGAAAUUAGACUCUAAUCUAUCUGCAGAGAGAUCCAUCAAUCUGUUUCAUUGCCUGAAUGAAUUGAAUGACCACACUCUGGUGAAAGAGAUUCAAAGCCAACUUAACAAAGGAAGUCUUUCAUCUGCUGAUCUUUCUCCUGCCCAAUGGUCUGCUGUGGCAUUUGUAUUGUUGACGUCAGAAGAGGAGCUGGAGGAGUUUGAUCUACAGAAAUUCAAGAAAUCAGAUGAAUGUUUCUUUAGACUUUUGGAAGUUGUCAAAACUUCCAAAAGAGCUCUGUUAAAUGAAUGUGACUUAACAGACAGAAGCUGUUCAGCUCUCGCUCCAGUUCUUGUAUCAGACUCAAAUCUGAAAGAGCUCAACAUGAACAGUAAUAACCUGCAGGACUCAGGAGUGAAGAAACUCUGCAUUGGACUGAAAAGUAUAACUUGUAAAUUAGAGAUACUGAGGCUCCGUAAGUGUGAUCUAACAGGGAAAAGUUGUUCAGCUCUGGCUUCAGUUCUCCAUUCAGACUCCAGCAGUCUAAAGGAACUUGAUCUGAGCAAUAAUAAUCUACAGGAUUCAGGAGUGAAGCUACUCGCUGAUGGACUGAAAGGGAACCAUAAACUAGAGAAACUCAGUCUCUCUGAGUGCAAUGUAACAGAAGAAGGUUAUAAAGCACUGGCUUCAGCUCUGAUAUUAAACCCUUCACACCUGAUAGAGCUGAAUCUCACAGGAAAUGAUCCUGGACAAAUAGGAGUGAAGCUGCUCAAUGAUUUAGUUCAGGAUCCAAACUGUCAACUACAGACACUAAAAUUUUUGGGACCUGCUGCAGAUGAAGCCUGUCAGUAUGUGACUGGAAUUGUGGGUAAAAACCCAUUACUCCUGAGAGAACUGAAUCUGAGUGAACAUGAACUAGGAGACACACAAGUGAAUCAGAUCACUGCUCUUCUGCAGGAUAAACACUGUAAACUCAACACACUGAUGCUGCAUGAUUGUGGUCUAACAGAGGAAAGUUGUUCAGCUCUCGCUACAGUCCUGAGAUCAAACCCCAGUCUGAAAGAGCUUGACAUGAGCAACAAUAAUCUGCAGGACUCAGGAGUGAUGAAACUCAAGAAUGGACUAGAAAAUAUAAAAUGCACACUGGAAAAACUUGGACUUUCAGACUGCAGUAUAACAGAAGAAGGUUAUAAAGCUCUGGCUUCAGCUCUGAGAUCAAAUCCUUCACACCUGAUAGAGCUGGAUCUCACAGGAAAUGAUCCUGGACAAUCAGGAGUGAAGGAGCUCAGUGAUUUACUACAGGAUCCAAAAUAUUCACUGAAGACUCUGAGGUUUUUGGGUCCUGCUGCAGAUGAAGCCUGUCAAUAUGUGACUGGAAUUGUGGGCAAAAACCCACUACUCCUGAGAAAACUGGAUCUGCGUGAACAUGAACUAGGAGACACACAAGUGAAUCAGAUCUCUGCUCUACUGCAGGAUAAACACUGUAAACUCAACACACUGAUUCUGAGUAAGUGUGGUCUAACAGAGGAAAGCUGUUCAGCUCUCGCUACAGUCCUGAGAUCAAACUCCAGUCUGAAAGAACUUGACAUGAGCAACAAUAAUCUGCAGGAUUCAGGAAUGAAGAAACUUGGAUUAGAUAAUACAAACUGCACACUGCAGACUCUCAGACUAUCUAAUUGCAGUAUCACAGAAGAAGGUUAUAAAGCUCUGGCUUCAGCUCUGAGAUCAAACCCUUCACACCUGAUAGAGCUGGAUCUCACAGGAAAUGAUCCUGGACAAUCAGGAGUGAAGAAGCUCAGUGAUUUACUACAGAAUGGACAUUAUCAAUUGAAAACUAUCAGGUUUUUGAAAAGUCCUGCUGCACAGGAAGCGUGUGAGUAUCUCACUAAAGUCCUGGGUAAAACCCCAUUACUUCUGACAGAACUGGAUCUGAGUAAAGAAAAAUUAGGAGAUCUGGAUGGAGAGAAGCUCUCUGCUCUUUUGAUGGACUCCCAUAGCAAAGUGGAGAAAAUGAAGCUGAACAAUUGUAGGCUGACAGAAAAAAGCUGUUCAGUUCUAGCUACUGUUCUCUCCUCCAAAACCAUCCUGAAAGAGAUGAACCUGAAUAACAGUCGUCUGCUGGACUCAGGAGUCAAAGAGAUCUGUGAGGGACUGAAAAAUCCUGUGUGUGAACUGAAGAUACUCAAACUUUCAGACUGCAGUAUCACUGAAGAAGGUUAUAAAAAAUCAUUUUAA
Carassius auratus (goldfish) is the source of this 4379-nucleotide messenger RNA. RefSeq names its product NACHT, LRR and PYD domains-containing protein 3-like. The record is from RefSeq and is a predicted model, not a curated record. Gene Ontology annotation, molecular function: protein binding. Lineage: Eukaryota; Metazoa; Chordata; Actinopteri; Cypriniformes; Cyprinidae.